Microtus oregoni (creeping vole) is the source of this 1148-nucleotide messenger RNA. RefSeq names its product general transcription factor IIA subunit 2 (gene Gtf2a2). Gene Ontology annotation, cellular component: transcription factor TFIIA complex. The coding region runs from base 551 to 880 and encodes 109 amino acids. The record is from RefSeq and is a predicted model, not a curated record. Gene Ontology annotation, molecular function: TBP-class protein binding; RNA polymerase II general transcription initiation factor activity. Gene Ontology annotation, biological process: RNA polymerase II preinitiation complex assembly; transcription initiation at RNA polymerase II promoter. The transcript is spliced from 7 exons. Lineage: Eukaryota; Metazoa; Chordata; Mammalia; Rodentia; Cricetidae.
CCGGGUCACCGGUCCAGCGCUGUGGUUUCCGUGGCCGAGGAGGUGGUCGCAGCAGGCGCCCUGCCCGGCUCUGCUGGCGCCGCGGCGGAAGCGCCUUCCCUCAGAUGUCGAAUGGGAGCGCGACCCGGCUCUCUGCUGGCCCGUUGCAAAGUUUGCAUCUCUCUGGCCCUUUUCGCCUCUUCUCCACACCCGUAUGCCGACCGGUGUUUACCUUCAACGGAUUAAAUGUUUCGUUUGACUCCCGUCGUCGGUCAGCACCCCAGGAGGGCAGAGGCAGGCGGAUCUCUGAGUUCCAGACAAGAGGGUCAAUCAGCCGCAUGAACCAGUGAAUCUAAGAAGACAGCCCCAAAGUGAAGUACCAAGCAGAGAUCCUGUAACCGGAAGUCAGCUGUAUCCGAUGCGCUGGUUGGUGAAGAUCAUCCCUCAGCGGCCUGCAGCAUCGGUUUCAUUACACUUAGAGUCCAGAGCUCGGUGUGACUAGGGGAAAGGGAGAACUGGAAACAGACAUCAAUGCAAGCCUGAAGAAAAAGUAAUUGCUUCAUUUUAAGCCAUGGCAUAUCAGUUAUACAGAAAUACAACUUUGGGAAACAGUCUUCAAGAGAGCCUUGAUGAGCUCAUACAGUCUCAACAGAUCACCCCCCAGCUUGCCCUUCAAGUUCUACUUCAGUUUGAUAAAGCUAUAAAUUCAGCAUUGGCUCAGAGAGUCAGGAACAGAGUCAAUUUCAGGGGCUCUCUAAAUACAUACAGAUUCUGCGAUAAUGUUUGGACUUUUGUAUUGAAUGAUGUUGAAUUCAGAGAGGUGACAGAACUUAUUAAAGUGGAUAAAGUGAAAAUUGUAGCCUGUGAUGGUAAAAAUACUGGCUCCAAUACUACGGAAUGAGUAAGAAAUGCGGCUUUUUUAUGCCACCUUCUGUUAUUUUCAUCGCUUUUUGAAGAGAAACAUAGAAGAGACUUUUUUUUAAUUUAUUCUCACGGUGCAGAAAUGACAACACUGUGCUAUACUACCCAAGGGUUCCACAGAGAGAAGCAUGUGGCUCUGUUCUCUUACAUGACCUUUAGUACACAGCAUAAAUGGAACUUUUUUAAAUGACAAAUCAAAAGUGGUUGCCUUCAAAAGAAUAUUCUUCAAUAAACUUGUUUUAAAACUU